Haliaeetus leucocephalus (bald eagle) is the source of this 2309-nucleotide messenger RNA. It is a transcript of the gene MTAP, whose product is annotated as methylthioadenosine phosphorylase. The transcript is spliced from 13 exons. The record is from RefSeq and is a predicted model, not a curated record. Gene Ontology annotation, biological process: signal transduction; nucleoside metabolic process. The coding region runs from base 1 to 1668 and encodes 555 amino acids. Gene Ontology annotation, molecular function: S-methyl-5-thioadenosine phosphorylase activity. Gene Ontology annotation, cellular component: cytosol. Lineage: Eukaryota; Metazoa; Chordata; Aves; Accipitriformes; Accipitridae.
AUGGAGAACCCAGAAGUGUGCUGUGACCUGCUGGUGCUCCCGUCCAAGACAGUAGCAGCCAAAGAAAAAGAACAGGAACUCCUGGAUGUAUUGCACGUGAAGGGGCCAUCAGCUGAGGGAAUACUUGGACUAGCAAUCAGCAAGAAAGCACACUGGGAGCUGAAGAAGGCCCUAGGCACAGCAGGGGAUGUUGACUGGGAAAGCCAAACUGUGCACCUGCUGGCAGUGAUUGAGAAGGUGAAUUCUUUUGAUUUCAGGCUGCAAGAGCUCCCUGUUACGCUGCAGGUCCCACUCCAGGUGGCUGACAAACUGCCUAGAGCCAAUCUUCUCAUCCUCCAAUGGUUGCUGUCUCUGCUGCACCACAUCAAGCAAAACUCAUCAAGAAGCAGGAUGGACUCCAGCAAUCUUGCCAUCUGCAUUGGACCAAAUAUAUUAAGUGAGGAGAACCUGCUCUUGCUGGAGGUGCUGAUGGAGGUGAAAGUGCUGGUGGAGUUCCUUAUUAACAACUGCAUGGAAGUAUUUGGGAAGGAGAUUGCUUGCCUUCUGUAUCCCUCAGCUGAGGAGUCACUAGUGCCCGUAGACAGCUCCACAGUUAGCUCUAUCCAGAACUGUUUACUCUAUAAGCUGAAACCUGAUGGUCUAGACUCUGACUUCCGAAAUAUGCUGACUGAGAUGUCAUUUUUCAAAACAUUUCCCAUCAGUGUAGCAGACUUUACAGAGAACAGGGCAUCAGAACAGGGCCUAGAAGAAAACUGUCACAGACUGCUCCAGCGUGGGCCUUCCCAUGGGGUCACGGCCAUCUCUGGGGGCACCCGCCUGCUCUGGCGUGGGGUCCUGCCCGGGCUGCAGAUUGGAAUUAUUGGUGGAACUGGCCUGGAUGAUCCGGAUAUCUUAGAAGGAAGAACAGAAAAAUAUGUUGAUACUCCUUAUGGCAAGCCCUCGGAUGCUUUGAUAUUGGGAAAGAUUAAAAAUGUGGACUGUGUGCUGUUGGCAAGACAUGGAAGGCAUCAUACAAUUAUGCCAUCGAACGUCAAUUACCGUGCCAAUAUCUGGGCAUUAAAAGAAGAAAAUUGUUCACAUGUAUUAGUGACUACUGCCUGUGGCUCAUUACGAGAGGAAAUACAACCUGGUGAUCUUGUCAUAAUUGACCAGUUCAUUGACAGGACAACUAAAAGACAUUGUACUUUAUACGAUGGGCAACAUUCCUCUCUUCCAGGAGUAUGUCAUAUUCCAAUGGCAGAGCCGUUCUGCACCAAAACCAGAGAGGUUCUUAUUGAGACUGCCAAGAAGCUUGGGCUCCAGUGUCAUUCCAAGGGGACAAUGAUCACAAUCGAAGGCCCACGUUUCAGUUCUCGAGCGGAAAGCUUGAUGUUUCGCAGCUGGGGAGCUGAUGUUAUCAACAUGACCACAGUGCCUGAAGUGAUUCUUGCGAAAGAAGCUGGAAUGAGUUAUGCUAGUAUUGCCAUGGCAACAGAUUACGACUGCUGGAAGGAACAUGAAGAAGCAGUGUCAGUGGAUAAAGUUUUGAAGACACUGAAAGGGAAUGCAAAUAAGGCUACUAGCAUACUCCUUACUGCUAUACCUCAGAUAGGUUCCAUGGAAUGGACCGACACCCUGCACACCCUGAAAACAGCAGUGCAGUGUUCAGUCCUCCUGCCAAAGCAGUAACAACCUGGAUGGACUUUGAAGUUUGGGUGCUCACAAGGAAGAGUGGAUCACUUUCAAACUUCCAGAGUUUAUAAUAUCUUCAAGAGUCGUUACAAGUGUAAAAGAAUGGAGUAAACGUUGACCGAUGAUAAUGUAUAAGACAGCUUUUGUAACCUUUAUCAUGCUUCAUAAUGUAUAAGAUGGCUGAAUUUAGAUUUUUGAGUAUGUUUUAAACCAGGAAUAGCCUUACUGUCAAGCUGGAUCAGGCAGUGGCCGAAGAAAAAAGUCAGCAGCAAGUUGUCAUCCUCUAUUCAGUGAUACCUUUAGUUGAUGGAAGAAAGGAAAGACUAGGUAAUACUCUGUUGCAAUUUUGUAAGAUAUAAGAAAGCAGAUUCACAGGUAUGCUAUUUGCUUUGCAAUUUCUGCCUCCCAUCUUUUCCUUUGACAAGGCAAAUGGUUACAGUUCACUCCAGAAACAUACCAGAAAAACCAAACAGGCCAUUUCAAAUUAUACUAUUUUUAUACAUUAUCCGUAUUUUUUAUUUCAGUAGGGUUUUUUUAAAAGCAGUGGGGUUUGUUUGUGUGCUAGAAGACAUGGUUUAAUAACUGUGGUUCUUUCAGAGCAGCAGUUGUGUAAUGAAUGAAUGUUCUUAUUUAGGUAA